Molecule: messenger RNA, 348 nt
Organism: Trichomonas vaginalis G3
Lineage: Eukaryota; Parabasalia; Trichomonadida; Trichomonadidae
Exons: 1
Coding region: 1-348 (115 amino acids)
Source: RefSeq, a predicted model, not a curated record
AUGAAAUCUGUUCCAUACGUAUGUUAUGGCAACUGUUUGUACAUUGAGUCAAAAAUAGCUAAUGUCACAGGCAUUUCAGGAGUUAAUAGUAAAGGUUCAGUAGAAUAUAAAUCCUUCUGUUAUGCAGUCAAUUCAAUGUUCAUUCCAAACGUUCCUGUCAUAGCAACUCAUUUAGGUAAAUGGGUUCGCAUUAGUCCUCAUAAUUUGAAAGACAUGCAAUUCAGACUUGUUGACUUUCAAGGAGAGCCUGUAGAACUGAAGGCACCAGUGCGAAUGACUGUUGAAGUUGACUUUUUAGAAAAUAUUAAAUGCAACAGCUUACAAGAGAACUCAGAGCUAAAAAUAUAA